AAAAGGCUGGGGCUCGUGCAGCUGCUAUUCCAUCCUCGAGCUCUCCCCGAGCCGCUCAGACAAGCCGCACGCGCGCUCCUGUCCACCACCGUCCCCAUCACAGAGCGGGAACCGAGCACACUUCUCCUUCUGCCGAGAACACACGCGCCGAAGAACCAUGGAGGCCAUCAAGAAGAAGAUGCAGAUGCUGAAGCUGGAUAAGGAGAACGCGAUAGACCGGGCGGAGCAGGCUGAGGGGGACAAGAAAGGAGCAGAGGACAAAUGCAAACAGCUGGAGGAGGAGCUGCUGGGUCUGCAGAAGAAGCUGAAAGGAGUGGAGGAUGAGCUGGACAAAUACUCCGAGUCGCUGAAGGAUGCCCAGGAGAAGCUGGAGCAGGCAGAGAAAAAGGCAGCAGAUGCUGAGGCAGAAGUGGCGUCUCUAAACAGGCGUAUCCAGCUGGUGGAGGAGGAGUUGGACCGAGCUCAGGAGAGACUGGCUACUGCGCUGCAGAAGCUGGAAGAGGCUGAGAAAGCUGCAGAUGAGAGUGAGAGAGGAAUGAAGGUCAUAGAGAACAGAGCAACAAAAGACGAGGAGAAAAUGGAGAUCCAGGAGAUGCAGCUCAAGGAGGCCAAACACAUCGCUGAGGAGGCCGACCGCAAAUACGAAGAGGUUGCACGUAAACUGGUGAUCCUGGAGGGGGAUCUGGAGCGCUCCGAGGAGCGUGCGGAGGUGGCCGAGGCUAAAUCAGGUGACCUUGAGGAAGAGUUGAAAAAUGUCACCAACAACUUGAAGUCACUGGAAGCCCAGGCUGAGAAGUACUCACAAAAGGAGGACAAGUACGAAGAAGAAAUUAAAGUUCUUACUGACAAACUGAAAGAGGCUGAGACCCGUGCAGAGUUUGCAGAGAGGUCUGUGGCCAAGCUGGAGAAGACCAUUGAUGAUUUGGAAGAGAAACUGGCCCAAGCCAAAGAAGAGAACCUGGACAUGCACCAGGUGUUGGACCAAACCCUUCUGGAGCUUAACAAUCUAUAAAGAGGCUCGGUGAGGGACAUCUCCGAGAGCAAGACAAAGAAAGAUUAAAUCUCCCACCCCAAGCUCCCAGCACACUCCCUUCCAGAUGUAAAAAAACAAGGAAAUGCGAGGAGUGGUUCAGAAGGAAAUCUAUGGAGCCCCUGAAGUGACAUGAGCAACAAAGUGUCUAUUUCAAGCUGAAAGCUAUUUUGCAUGCGCAGUAUAGUUCAUCAGAAAUGAUCUUAUCAAUGAGAAGUUCCUUCUUGUGUGCACUAACUGCCUCAAGAGCAAUGGUCUUUGCUAGCAAGGUUUCUCUUGUUUGACCAAACAUGAUGAAGCUUUUCUCAGUGGACAUAUUCAUGAAACUGAAGCCCAUACGAGACAGUUGCUGCUGCACACAAGAAACCUUUCUCCUUCACGCGACAUAGUUUCUAACACGCACUAGAAACCUUUAGUUUUUUCCUCUGGUUGAUAAAGUGUGAUACAGGAAAGUCCAAAUGUCAAAGACUGUCCUUGACAAACUUUCAUUUGGACGACCUUGUGGGACAACAUUCAAGUUGUGUUACCUUCAAAAACACACAUAGUGUAUUUUUAAUAGUAAAAUGAACCACUUCUAUAUUGGCUACCAUUUUUUAAGUCAAUCUUUAGGUAGUCUGUAUUUUAGGCCGGUAUUUUUCAAGUUAAAAAAGUAUGACACCUCAAUAUUCUGAAUGAAGUCAACAUUAGAUUAUUAAUGGAAUUCAACUACCAAUUGAACAACUAGUAGAAAUAUAAGUGUGGGACUGAUCUUCCAUGUUAAAAGGUGAAAUGAAUGAAGUGCUGGGAGCUGUAAAGCUGACUUUGAGUAAAGGUUUUAUAUAUUGAAAGAAAAAUGCAUUCCUGAAAUAAUAUCAUAAUUCCAAGAUGCCUUUGAUGAUGUGACUUCUUACAGUGAGGUUGUUUUAAAAUGUCAUGUCUUCAUUGUGUUAACCACUCAGACUGAAGGUUCUACUGUGGACAAAGUGACAGACACAAACUAAUAAUUGGUUGUAACAGUGAUUUCUGUCUGAAUGCAGAAAUGAUUGACUCCUGAUAAGAAUAUUGUUUUUCUUGACUUGAAGUAAAGCAGUUGCAUUGAUUGUUUCCAAGUUGUUACCCAUGUACUGAUGCAAACUCAUCAGUGCAAGCCCUUUGAAUUAAAGACAGCAAGUGACAUGA
This is a messenger RNA of Siniperca chuatsi (mandarin fish), 2188 nucleotides long. RefSeq names its product tropomyosin 2 (beta) (gene tpm2). The coding region runs from base 158 to 1012 and encodes 284 amino acids. Lineage: Eukaryota; Metazoa; Chordata; Actinopteri; Centrarchiformes; Sinipercidae. Gene Ontology annotation, cellular component: actin filament. The record is from RefSeq and is a predicted model, not a curated record. The transcript has 9 exons. Gene Ontology annotation, biological process: muscle contraction; actin filament organization. Gene Ontology annotation, molecular function: actin filament binding.